AUGGAGAGAGACCGUGGGUUCAGCUUCAAACUGUUAGUGCCUCCCAGGGUCAAUACUGGACAAGUGUCUGCUGUUAGACCUCAGACAUACAGUAAAUAUUUUGACCAAGAGAAAACUAUGCCUCUGUCCACCAAGAGCAUUGUUACACCAGCCACCAAACCAAACAGACAAGAUUGUCCUAAGAUGAAAGUCGUGCCGCCAAUGGAAAAAGAUGAGGAAAAAUGCAAGCCCGGGCAGCUUUAUUCCAAGCUGUUUGAUGAAGUUGAGAAAAUAAAGUGUUGGAAAGUCAAAGUGGACUCUGACACUGUGCAGAAGGAAAGGAAACUUCAAGAAAACAAAAGAACAAUUGAAACUCAACGCAAAGCCAUUCAAGAAUUGCAGUUUGGGAAUGAAAGCCUAAGCAUAAAACUGGAAGAACAGAUCAGUGAAAACGAAGAUCUGAUAAACAAAAACAAUGCAAUACAGAAUUUGUGCAAUAUUCUUAAAGACACCUUUGAGCGGUCAGCUGAGAAGAUGCAUUUAUUUGAAUGUGAAAGAGAGGAAACUCAUCAUCUCUUUAUGGAAAAUAACGAGAGUAUCCAGAAACUCAUUGAAGCAUUUGAAAGCCUACGUAUUAAAGCAGAAAGUGACCAACAUGAAGUGCAUAAAGUCAAAGAAGGAUUACAGUUGCAAUUUGAAGAUCUAAAAGAGAAAUAUCACCAAGAAUACACCAUGAAAGAGGAAGAGGUUGAAGUACUUCAAACAACACUGAGAGCUAAGGAAAAUGAAAUACAGAAGAUGUUAUCUGACCUCCAUCAAACCAAAGAGCACUUCAAAACACUUGAAGAUGGCAUGAAACAACAAUAUGAACAUCUUCAGAGGUCAAAUGCUGAAAAUGAAUCUCUUAUUCAAAAACUGCAAAAUGCAGAACAGCAAUGUAAAGAGAGUGAGAGAAAUCAGGAAGCUGUUGCUGCACUUCUGGCACAAAAUAAAGAAGAAUAUGUACAAAUUAUCCAAAGCAAAGACUUAAGCUUACAAGAAUUUAAGAGAAUAAAAAAUCAACAAGCAGUGGAGUUGGAGCAGAUGCAGAGAACCACCAAGGAGCUACAGAAAUCAUUAGCUGCAGAGAUUCAGAGGGCCAAAGAAUUUGAGGACGAACUUGUCAAAAAUAAUAUAGAACUUGAAAGGAGAAACAAACUUUUCGGAGAAACUAUAGAGCAGAGUGCAAGAAAAGAAGAGCAGAUCAAAACUCUAGAAGAACAAUUGGACAUAAAAUCCAAGUCUGUUCAGUCCAUGAAUGGCAGAGUAGAGGAACUAAGAGCAGGGCUUUCAAAGAAAACUGAGGAAACCCAGGAACUUCAGGUCAAAAUGCAAGAGCUCAAUGAACAAUUCUUUAAUGAAAAAAAGCAAAAUGAGGAAAAGACUUUUGAGACAGAACAACUGAGGAAAGACAUCAAACACCAUAAAUCAAAAUAUGAAGAGCUUUUGUCCAGCUUUAAUGAACUCCACUCUGUAAAGAAUGCUAUUCAACAGCAGUUUGACAGUGGAUCCUUCAAUGCAAAGGCUCUUGAGGCAAACAUGAAGGUGAGUGAAGAAAAAGCAGCGAAGCUCACAAAAGAAAUUGAAAGACUAGGAGAAGAAAACCAACAAUUACGAGAGGAAGCUAACACUUUUAAAGCAAUAAUCCAUGGGAAAUACCAAGAAAUAGAGACCUUGCAGAUGAAAAUGGAAGAUAAUUGGGAGCAUUUGCAGAACGAAAUGACAAAAAAAGAAAAGCGGAUCAAAGCUGUGGAGACAAAGUUGUGUAAUCUCAAGAAAAAGCUUGAAACGAAACUUAAAAGUAAAGAGGAAUAUCAGAAAGAGAAUAAAAUACUCAAAAAACAAAUUGCAAAGGAGAUCGCAAAUUCCCAUCAACAGCAAAAUGAGAUCAACAGUCUCCAUGAGCAAACCCAGAAUCUUAAAAGACUAAAUGAGGAAGAUCAUCAGAAACUAUGGAAGGAACUUGAGUCCAAAUCAGCUUUUGCAGCAGAGCUUGAGAAUGAGGUGCAAAAGCUCAGACUGACAGCAACAGAGGCCAUCAAGAACAAGGAAGACUCAGAAAUCAAGUGCCAGUAUAAAAUAACAGACAUGGUCACUCUGAUGGAAAAAAAUAAGAGCCAAUAUGACAGGAUGGUCGAAGAAAAGGAUGCACAGCUUGAUGAGUACAAGAGAAAAGAGAUGGAGGCUGUUGCCCAUGGGAAGUCAUUGGAGUUGGAGCUCUUGAAGCAUGAGACAGAAAAUGAUUGUCUGAAGAAACAGCUGAGCGCAGAAAUAACAGAAAAGGAAAAGCUACAGAAGGAGCUCACUCAUUUAAAGGAAAAAGAGUCAUACAUGAAAAUUGGUCAGCUGUCAGCAGCAAAGAACAAGUCACCACUGACUCAAAACCAAACCUCUUCAAAGAGCUAUAAGUCUGACAUCUCCAAGACUAGGAAGACUCCCCCUUACACUGACGAUGAUUGGAGUGCUGCAAUUAUGAACAAGACUGUGUACAGAAUUCGGACGCCUCCAUCUGGUGACAAAAGUGCAAGCUUGGGGAAAAGCACCGCUGUGUUUGACCCCAGUUCUGACAGUUCUGAUCAAAGUGAUAUAUUGAUCCAGAGUCCUAUCACUCAUAGAUCACCAGGAAAAUCCUUGAAGCAAGCUGCAAUGAAAAGGAUGAGAGAUGCUGGUUGGACUGCUGUGACCGGCUGUGACAAAAAAAAGAAGACUCGGGAAAAAAUCUUUGCCUAAUC
Messenger RNA from Sphaeramia orbicularis (orbiculate cardinalfish), 2750 nucleotides. It is a transcript of the gene sycp1, whose product is annotated as synaptonemal complex protein 1. The coding region runs from base 1 to 2748 and encodes 915 amino acids. Gene Ontology annotation, molecular function: double-stranded DNA binding. Gene Ontology annotation, cellular component: male germ cell nucleus; transverse filament; central element. The transcript has 30 exons. Gene Ontology annotation, biological process: synaptonemal complex assembly; meiotic DNA repair synthesis; chiasma assembly. Lineage: Eukaryota; Metazoa; Chordata; Actinopteri; Kurtiformes; Apogonidae. The record is from RefSeq and is a predicted model, not a curated record.